AUGAGUCCUUGUAUUAAAUAAAUUUUCUUACUCUGUGCUCUUUUCUGUUUGGUUUUAUGUGCUCCCAAAUGGAAUUAACUAAAUAAUUAUACCUUUGAUUAGUAUAUAACUGAUUUCAAUAAGGGUUACACUCCUAACUCUCCUGAAUACCAUAUGAGAAAGACUAUCUUUAAUAAGAAGCUCCAAGCUAUCAUUUCAUUCAACAGCUUAUAAGGCACCUACUAUAAGAAAGGUGUUAAUUAGUUUACUGAUCAAAGUGAGCAAGAAUUAGAAAACUAAACACUUGGUUAUGUCUCUUCUGGAUAAAAAUCACCCUUCUCAUCCUCAAGUAGAUUGUUGUCAUCCACCCUUUCAAAUGUAACUCUUUAAGAGUUGCCUGCUUCAGUUGAUUGGAGAGAAAAGAAUGUUGUUACUCCUGUCAAAGAUUAAGGAAAAUGCGGAUCUUGCUGGGCUUUUGCCUCAGCUGCUACUAUUGAAAGUCAUGCUGCUAUUGCUAGUGGUAAGCUAAAGACUCUUUCUACUCAAUAGCUAGUAAGUUGUGCCCAAAAUAGCUACAAUUGUGGAGGUGUUGGAGGUUGUCAUGGUUCUAUUGCUGAAUUGGCUUUUAGUUAUGUCUAGUUAUUUGGUAUUACCUCUGAUUAUAAAUACUCAUAUUCUUCAUAUUAGGGAGUCGAAGAAGGUAGCUGCAGCUUUAAUCCCGAUAAAUAAUCAGUUGAAGUUAUGCUUGAUGGCUACUUGAAGUUGACUACUAAUAGCUAUGAAGAUAUUAUGGUUGCAUUAGCUACUGUUGGUCCUUUGGCUGUUGCAGUUGAUGCUUCUAAAUGGCAUGAUUAUGAAGGUGGUGUAUUCGAUGGUUGCGACUACACAGCCAACAUGAAUGUCAAUCAUGCUGUCGUCUUGGUAGGCUACGGAACAGAUGAAGUCGAAGGUGAUUACUGGCUCGUUAGAAAUUCUUGGGGUACCAAAUUCGGAGAAAAUGGCUACAUCAGAUUAAGAAGAGAGUCUCAAACAAAGUGCGGUGUCGACUAUACUCCUUUGAAAGGACAAGCAUGCAAAGGCCAAGAAGCCCCAACUAGAGUUUGCGGUUAAUGCGCUAUCUUAUACGAUGCUUCCUACCCCUUAAACGUCAGAGUUGUUGGAUGA
Tetrahymena thermophila SB210 is the source of this 1143-nucleotide messenger RNA. RefSeq names its product papain family cysteine protease. Gene Ontology annotation, cellular component: lysosome. The transcript has a single exon. Lineage: Eukaryota; Ciliophora; Oligohymenophorea; Hymenostomatida; Tetrahymenidae. Gene Ontology annotation, molecular function: cysteine-type endopeptidase activity. The record is from RefSeq and is a predicted model, not a curated record.